AUGAUUUUAGUUGCAUUUGCUGCGUUAAUUAACAAUGGAAUCUUUCUAUCCUGUCAAUGUCUCCUUCGAAAUAGAAAUUACAUAAAUAAAAAAAAUCCCGAUUUCACAUGCGGUAAAACAAUUGCAGGAAUUCAACUUAAUGACUUAUCAUUUUUGUAUUUCGUGUCGUCAAAUACUGAACACCGAUAUGAC
Trichobilharzia regenti is the source of this 192-nucleotide messenger RNA. The record is from the annotation of a GenBank genome assembly. Lineage: Eukaryota; Metazoa; Platyhelminthes; Trematoda; Strigeidida; Schistosomatidae.